Messenger RNA from Anisakis simplex (herring worm), 399 nucleotides. The record is from the annotation of a GenBank genome assembly. Lineage: Eukaryota; Metazoa; Nematoda; Chromadorea; Rhabditida; Anisakidae.
AUGCUAUUCAGCUCCAACUCGACAGUUGCUAUGGACUGGUUGAAGUGUUUCGCGAGCGAUUUGUUGAGGAUCGUUGAUGAGCCGAAUGGAUUUGAGACUUUCGUCGAUGUGAGGUCGUUCACGGAUUCAGCUAGAACAUUACGACAGGUGACAGAUGAAAAAUUGAAUGAACAGUUAAAGGGGACUCAAACAAAGAGCGCAGCCGCAAAACGGCUAUACUCAAAACAUCAUAAGGAGCGACAAAUCAGCUCCGGUAAUAGCACUGAUCAUCAUCGCCACAAUAUGCAAGGUGACAUCGUUAUAGGAGCAAAAGAUCAUCAGCAUGCAUCACUCUCAAGGACAAAUCUCAAAUUAUAUGCCGAACAGAUGUCUCAGUUUAGCAUGAUUCAAACCAACUAA